AUGGAGAGAAUCCAGAUGGUGGAGGAUUUUGGGAAGCUCUUGGAUAAAAUACUCGCGAGGGCCUUGGAGAUCAAACCGACGAGCACGAUCGAGCCGCCAUUGAACAAAUCCGACUUCGCCGAGCUUUUCGCCCAAAUCGACUCUGUUUUCCCUUCGACAACUUCCCUCGAAUCGAAGAAGCAUGCGAUUGAAACCGCCGCCCGCGAAUCCUUCAACAACUUACUGGCCUGUACUACAACCAUCGAUUCUCCCUCUUUCGUCAACAUAUGGAACCUCCUCGACAUUAUGUCAAUUCUUUCCGAUGACGAUAAAACCGAGCCAGCGGUAAUGGUUUGGCUAGUAGAGGAGCUCUUCGACAGUCAAACAGUUGCCGGUUGCCGGAAGAUAUUCGACUACCUCGAGUCACGGCGAGAGCGUAUCAUAGCGAAGUACUUUGACAGUAAAAAGUUGGUAAUAUUGAGGAGCUGCAAUGAGUUACUACGACGGCUUUCACGGGCUGAAGAUACAGCGUUCUGCGGGCGCGUGUUCAUUUUCCUGUUUCAGAGUUUUCCCCUUGGCGACAAAAGUUCAGUGAAUCUUCGAGGCGAAUACCAUACCGAAAAUGUGACCACAUUCGACGUGCCCCCGCCCAAGGAGGUUGCAGAUCCGGAGAAGAUGGAUGUAGACCCCAGUUCAGAGUCACCAUCAGGUGGCGGCACCCAGAAGGCCAGCCAGAAUUCGUCAAGUGCCCCCCAGAAGGGCGUUAGCUUCUCGAGAUCAGAAAAUGUAAUGGCCGCGGAAGACUUAUAUGUCGCCUUCUGGUCAUUGCAACAGAGCUUUAGCCAGCCCAAGAGCCUCUUUGACAACACAAAUUUUUCAAGUUUCAAAGCAGGAUUAGAAGCUACUAUGGCAAUGUUCAAGUCAGUGCAGUCGGACGUUUCUGGAAGGCAGACAAAGUCCAAUGAGGAAGGCAAGCGGGGAACAAAGCGAAAACACCACCAAGGGGAUGACGAUCUUGCAAGCACAUACAACCCCAAGUAUCUCACAAGUAGAGAUCUCUUCGAAUUAGAGAUUAGCGAUCUUUCCUUUCGAAGACACAUUAUCGUCCAAGUCCUGAUCGUGAUAGAAUUCUUGCUAUCUCUGAGCGCCAAGGCUAAAGAAAAACUUUCGAAGGCAUUGCCCGAUGGCACGAACAAGUCUGUCACGUAUGUAGACCAGGUAUUGAGCGAGGAAGAUACCAAAUGGGCCACCGAGAUGAAGAAGUCUAUGGCGGAGUACUUGAAGCAGGGAUAUGAAGGUGCUUACUUCCACCGCAUGGUCGAAACUGUACUUUCACGCGACAAGAAUUGGGCUCGUUGGAAGAUCGAGAACUGCCCGUCUAUCGCGAAGCCAUCAAUCACCCCCCAAGAAUACGCCAGCGCUAAGGUCUCGGCUCGCAAAGCUACUACGACCAAGAGACCACGGCCAAACCCUCCAAUAGGAUCCCUCGAUUUGCAGUUUCUCUCUGAAGGCGACAAUCGAAGUGGAUUGGAUAGACUGAAGGAUCCUACAAGAUAUCAACUUCCCUCUGUCAAGAGUUUCAAGAGUAGCAUUGAGCUCGACGAUAUGGACAUCGAGAUGGCACAGGACGAGGAGUCAAAGAACGCAGCAAUGGAAUUGAAAGCGAGCAAAAGCUGGCGAGCCCAGCGAAUCGCUAGCGCAACUCAACUAGCUGUAUUCGACAACAUUCAGCGAUCCGACAAAAUCGAUCUUUUGUUUCAAGACGCUGUCAGACCCGAAGAGACGGUCAAUGGUGCCGAGGAGGAAAGUCGAGACUCCCAUAGGCUACCGAGAGAUCGACGCCCGGUCGUCAUUUCCGAUGAGAAGGAGGCUGGUAAGAAUAAAUUAAUCACCAUGCUCGUGGAGGCACACGGGAAGUCUCUAGCAAAGACGGUAUCACAUACUACCAGGCCUCCCGGGGAGAAGGAGGUUGACGGUAUCGACUUUCAUUUUGUGGAUACGGACAAAUUCGCGACUAUGCGUGAUGGAGACCAAUUCCUGGAACACCAAGAUGAUGAAGGCAUUUACUAUGGCACCAGUCGGAAAGCCAUUGAGGGUCUGAUUGCUCAAGGCAAGACCCCUAUUUUGGAUUUGGGCAUCAAUCAAUUCCAACAGUUAAAGGAUCAAGGGUUUGAUGCACGCUUCAUCUCCAUUAUCUCGACAGAUACACCAGGGCUCGAGACACAAUCUCGGCGUCAAGAAAAGUCUUCGGAGACAUGGAACGGAAGUCCCCAGGCCACAGAUGAGAGAGAGCCCCCGAUACCUGAAGGACAUCACGUCAAGACAAUACUGAACGACGGUGUCGAGCAGACUUAUAAGAUGUUAGAGCAAUAUAUAUUUGGGGACGACUUGGAGAAGGAGGAUGUUUUGCAGGCAACGUCAGUUGGCGCAUCCCCGGCGAAAGCAGCGACUAUAGACGUUGAGAUGAGUAACGGCGAUGGACCUACCAGAGGAGAACUUGUGACGAUUGAUACCCCUGCUCCGGAGGCUAUGGAGACAGAUGACGCCGUCCCCAUAGCAGAGACAUACUCUGCGACUUCGACAUCUGAGGCUGCUGAGCCGACGAAUUAA
Molecule: messenger RNA, 2589 nt
Organism: Drepanopeziza brunnea f. sp. 'multigermtubi' MB_m1
Lineage: Eukaryota; Fungi; Ascomycota; Leotiomycetes; Helotiales; Drepanopezizaceae
Biological process (GO): regulation of DNA-templated transcription elongation; mRNA export from nucleus
Cellular component (GO): THO complex part of transcription export complex
Source: RefSeq, a predicted model, not a curated record